Heterostelium album PN500 is the source of this 4578-nucleotide messenger RNA. Its product is annotated as MORN repeat-containing protein. NCBI's taxonomy places the organism in Eukaryota, Evosea, Eumycetozoa, Acytosteliales, Acytosteliaceae. Gene Ontology annotation, biological process: protein phosphorylation. The transcript has 7 exons. The record is from RefSeq and is a predicted model, not a curated record. The coding region runs from base 1 to 4578 and encodes 1525 amino acids. Gene Ontology annotation, molecular function: protein kinase activity; ATP binding.
AUGAAUUUCGAAGUAAUUAGACCAUCAACAUAUCUAUAUGAUGUUAUUGUAAAACAAAAUACAGAUUUACCAAAUCAUUAUCAAAUUCAUUCGAAUUAUGGAUUUUAUUAUGGACAGGUGAAUGAAUCGAUGUAUAAAGAGGGUUACGGUGUAUUUCUAUAUUCAACCAGUACCUACUUGGGAAAUUGGAAGAAUGAUCAAAAAUUUGGUGAAGGUUCAUUGGUUAUCAAUGAUGGAUAUAGACAUAGAUAUGAAAAUAACAGUAUCAACAACAUUAGAAAUAAUAGUAGUGCAAGUAGUGUCGGUGUGAUACCACCUACUUUGACUAUUCAGAGUUUGGUAUCACCCUAUAAGGGUGCACACUUGGAGCAUACACCGGUGAUUGCAAACAACCCGUCGUACAGUACGGUGUCGCGUAUCAAUGAGACAUUCGAUACCGUAGAGAACACCAUGAUGGAACUGACGCUACCACAGUAUUUGGCGAAGCGCAACUACUACUCUGGCAAAUGGCAGAACGGCAAAGCCAAUGGAAUCGGUUCGUUCCACUUUGCACAAGAUCAAUCGGUUCAUCAAGAUUUCUGGAGAAACGGUGUUGCCAUUCGUUAUAUAAAUCAAAAUCAACAACUUAAUUCAAUAACAACAUCGACAACAUCUACAACUUCGACAACAUCUGAUCAACAACAACAACAGCAACAACAAGUUGAGAAAUUAGUACAGAAUGAAGAGUUGAAAAAGAUGUUGGACGAUUGGAAAAAAGUGGUCGGUUCCGACGAUGACUUCCCGAUAUCACGUCCAUAUCUUGGUGCAAUGUCUGUACAGGAAUCAAGUUCAUUGAUGACCUCGCCAACAGAUGGUAAUAGUACGAAUAAUACUACUACUACUACUACUGCUACAACAACUCCUACUAAUAAUACUGGUGAUGCAAGACCGGCAUUUUUAAAAUCAACUAAAUCCAGUCGUGACAAUCAAUAUUCACUGAAUAGUUUGUCGAUAACACCAACACCAACCUCACCAAUAAGUGAAUCAAAAUCACCUGUUUCUACACCUUCCACUGUCAGCUCUCAGAUGCAAUUCAGUCCGCCAACCGUUGGAAACAAUCUAACUUCACAAUUGAUUCAACAAUCGCAAUCAUCUUCACUAUCUCAGUCGGUACCAUCGAUAUCAUCAUCAUCAUCAUCUUCACCAUCACCCAAUAAUCAACAACAACAACAAGUACAACAAGUACAACUAAAUUUAACAAGUAAACAAUCAUUUGGAGUUAUAACAUCAUCUUAUCUGAAAAAUAGAAUUGAGAAUGAAGAAAAGUUCUUCAUUGCGCUGAUUAUGUUCAUUUCGAAAUGGGAGUUACCGUUGAAUGCUAUGCUACCGAGUGGCGCUAGUUCGACGCCUGGCAAUAUGAUGCACUCGUCAGGCAUUGUCAGUCCAAACUUUAUGAUUGUCGUUCCCGAUAUUGAGUCGGCGACAUUCCUACCGCUGUCGUCACUGGUCAUGCAUUGCAACAUCAUGGAGAAGAUGAUCUACCGACUCCUUACCGACCCGGAAACACGAUCGACUCUCAAUCAUCACGUCCACCAGCAACACAUCAACCCGGGCGGUGCAGAGAACAACAACAACUUGAUCACCAGCACUUCGACCGCGUCGACGACACGCGACGAACGCGAGUUGAACAAGUUGAUUCCGUUCUGCAUCGAGGUGGAAGCCACCGAGGAUACCAACAACAUCCAGCGGUUCAACAUCGACCCGAUCGUUGCCAACCUCAAACUCUUCACCAAGCCAAUCACCGACUUCAACUCGAUACCCUCGUUCCUCGUUCACUACAUAUGCGACAUUGUCUCUGCAUUCAAAAAGGACAAACCAUUCGAACUCUAUUUCCUGAACACUCGAUUCCACGCCGUUCAAGAGCAGUUCAUCCAAUUGAUAAACAAGAUAGAAUCGUACAAUAACUCGAUAUUGGUCAGUCAGCAACAGCAAUCGGCGAACAUCAUACAACAGCAAAUUAAAGGAACGUUAAGACCGUCUUCAAGAGGAGUGGUUACCAAUCCAAAUGGUACAAUCAAAAUGAAUAGUACUACCAUUGGUUCAUCUAAAUUAACAGCCACAUCUACAACGACAACAAACUCAACAAAUGCAACAAACUCAACAACUACAACAACAACAACUACAUCACCAUCACCACCAGGACCAAAUAGUUCAGUACCGUCACGUCCUAGGAAUCAACCGUUUACCAUUCAAAAGCAAUCUACCAUUGACAAUAUCAAUAAGUUCAACAUUGCAGAGCAAGAGAAAAACAAAGCGUUGGCCAACUCCUCUUUGUUAUCGAAGCGACAACAUCUCGAUAAAUCAACAUUGGAUUUCGUAUAUCAUUUGUUCCGUUCGUCUUUUGUCAUGCCAAGAGCACUCGAAAGUUCAAUACAACUACUCGAGUCGAUCACCGCCAAUAUCAACUCACUGAAAGACGCUCUGCGUAAGAGGAUAAAGCUAUUCAAAGAAGCUGCACAGGUAGAUAUUCUCAUUGCAAAGAGUAAUAGUAAUAAUACAACAACAACAACAACGAUUCAAUCACAACAACAACAACAACAACAAGUCAAUCCACUGGUGGCAAACAACAUCGAACAUUGUAAAGAAUAUAUGAAGUUGAAAGACCGACAGAUUCAACAGUUCAUCGAGAGUCAAGAUCGUGAACUGGCAUUGUUCGACCACACCAGCGAUGUCUGUGAUAAACUCUGCAAAGUUCUAUUCAAACAGCUGCUCAACAUCACCAUUAAACGACUCACAGUCGCAGCUAAUUUCAUUCAGAGAAUUAACAGUUCAACAAAAGCAAAUACAAAUAAUGAAACAACAACAACAACAACAACUACUACUACAACACAACCACUCUUAACAACAGAGUAUAUUAUUAAAUUUAUCAAACAUAUAUUUAAUAUCUCUUCAAAGUUACUAAAUAUAUGUAGUUCUCCUUCAUUGUCAAGUGAAAAAGAUUUAUUAAAUAAUAUCAAACAGUUUAUGUCACAACAAAGUAAAUUAUUUGCUUUACUACCUCAGAAACCAGUGGUACAACAACAACAACAACCGACUGCUGCAGCUACAGCAACUUCGAGUAGUACACCAGAUAAAUCAUCACCUUCACCAUCUACAUUUAGUUUAGGUGGUCUAAUGGGUAUAUUCUCAAAGAAGAAUCUCGAGUUCUUCUCUAUCAAUGAACCAAAUGGAGCGAAUGAACAAACUACUACAGCACCAACACCAGCCAACUCUACCAAUACAACACCAGCAACAACGCCAACAAAGAAAUCAGAUCUAGAUAAAAGCGCUGAUAAUAUAUCAUCAACAUCGAAUAAUAAUGAUACUUCACUUAAUACAAGUAUAACUAUUAUUACACCAUUAAAUAAACUAUCAGGUGAUAUCAUUCAAGGAAACUAUCAUUUGAUUCCAAUUCUAUCUACUUGUGGAGAUGAGAUGACCAUUGCCUAUCUAACUACGAUUCUCGCUGAAACAAGAUCCAGUCUAAAAGAGAAGCCAAUAGAGUCAAUCAAUUAUUUAGUUAAUGUAUUACUUCAAACAACGAUGACAUGUACAUUUAAGACCUAUCGUUGUGAAGUUUUCAAAACUAUUGCACCACUUGUUAAAAUAUAUAAAUUAAAAGAUGAAUUAUUUCAAAAGAAUAAGGAUCUAUUAAAGAUAUUAAUGGAUACAUGUAUUAAAGAUGAGAUAUUCAUAUUCGCACCAUAUUAUUGUAUGUUUUUAGCGAAUGCAUGCGAUGACCUCUCUGUGAAAUCAAAACAGGAAUUCAUUGCUAUGUUUGGUGUUCAAAUGUUCAUCGAUCUCAUGGAGAAAGCCAAUUCAAAGAUUACAAUAUCCGGUGCUGAUAUACUUCGUGCUCAAUCUGCUCAAAUCCUAAUACAUUUAGCAAAAGCAUCAUUUGAUUGUUUAGCAGAUAUAAAGAAUCGUGGUGGUUUGAGUACGAUUUUGGAACUUUGUAAGCUGGGACAGGUAUUCUCGCAUACCAAGAUCGAGGAGACCGAUUUGGUGAUUGGCGAGUUCUUGGGAGCAGGUGCAUUGGCGCGUGUUAACAAGGCGCAGUGGAAUGGCAAGGAAGUAGCGGUCAAGAUAUUCAAUGAGGGAUCGUAUUCAUUCCGUUUGGAGGACUUCUUGAAGGAGGUGGCGAUCAUGGGUUUGAUCAACCAUCCGAAUCUUCUCAAACUCGAAGGUGCUUGUAUCAUCCCGAGAAAUGCGGAAUCCACCUUUAUGAUCGUCACGGAGAUCAUGCACAAGGGUACACUGCUGGAUGUCAUCAAGAAGAGUCAUCCACUUUCCUACUCGACCAUUGUGCGACAUGCACUGUCGGUUGCUCGCGGUCUUGACUACCUGCAUUCGAUCGAUAUGAUUCAUCGUGAUAUCAAAGCUGCCAAUAUUCUAGUGGAUAAACAUGAUUUCGCAAAGAUUCCAAGCUCCGUACACUCCAGUCUGAGUUCUCUUAUCAAAGAAUGUCUAAGUCAUUCCGCAAAGAAACGUCCUACAAUGGUACAAAUCCGUGCCAGACUUGAAGAAGCACUAGAAAAUCCACCAAAAUCAACAUACUAA